AUGGCACUCAUCCAGACUUCCCUCAUCUGGGUCGCAUACGCUGUCGCACUUGCAAUCCUGCUAGUCGUGGCAUCCAUCUUCGUCUACCUUUACCAGGCCNCUCGCGAACGCUCUGCCGUCGUCUCAAUCGUCUGCAUUGUCACCGUACUGUCUCUCCUGGCUACCGUCCUGCUGCUGCCCGUCGAUGUCGCCCUGGUAUCCUCGACUACCUCGUCCAAGCUCGGCAGAAAGAAAGACUGGGCUACUCCUGAUGCUGUUGACAACAUCUUGUUCCAGCUCAAGAUCGUCUACUACACCCUUUACAGCCUGGACGCCGUCUUGUGUCUGAUCGUCGUUCCCUUCACCUACUUCUGGUACGAGGAACACGAUGAAGUAGCUGCUGAGGAGGGCACCCAGACUGCCGCUGGCCGUCUCUGGGGUGCUUUCAAGUACACAACCGCCUUUAUCCUGUUCGUCGUCAUCAUCUUCCUCGUAGGCUUCUUCAUACCUGUCGCCAAGAAUAGGCCGCAGAAGCAUCUCGACCUCGACUUCUUCAAGGAUCUCCUGGCUGAGAACCGUAAGUUCGUUCUUUCCCCUACCAGCGACCCGACCACUGACUCGUUACAGAUGNGCGAGCGUGCCUUGACCUUCUGCGUUGGUCUUCUCUUGACCCUCGGAACCCUCCUCUACUGCAUCUACACAGCUCCUGGCCUGGCUCUCCUUCCCCUCACUCUGAUCAAGACCGCUCCUCGCGUCUCUGCUCCCACCUUGGCUGCCAACACAUUUUCUCAGCUGACGCAAAACCGUGAGCGUCAAAGACAACUCGAGAACCGCAACGAGGGCCGUGACAGCGGUCUCGACACUCGUGACCGUCGUGAACUCGAAGCUCUUAUCCGCGAAGAACGCACUCUUGUUCGUCGCGAGCGUCUUGCUGCCGAAGAUAUGGGCGAGGGUCAGAACUUCUUCAUCCGUGUCUGGCUCAAGACAGAGGCCGUCUUCAGACCCCUGAAGCUUCUCGGUGGGCUUUUGCUAAUCGUCAUCGUCCUCAUCGUCUGGGCCAGCAUGCUGGUCACCGGUGUUGACAAGAUCAAGAACUCGGUGUGCAAGACUGGUUGUGGUUACUUGCUUGGCCACAACAAGAUCUUCCAGCCCAUCAACUGGCUCUUUGUUGUUACCUCCAAGGUCUUCCCUAUCGACUAUGUCAUCUUCCUCCUCCUGACUCUUCUCUUCUUCGCUGGGUCUGUUGUUGGUGUUGCCACUAUUGGCAUCCGCUUCUUGUGGGUCAGUUUGUUCAAGAUUCGCAAGGGCCACACCGCUCCCCAAGCUCUUCUUAUGGGUACGGUUCUGCUCACCUUGAUCGUCUUCGCCAUCAACUAUGCUGUCGCCAUGAUGGUCGCUCCUCAAUAUGCCACCUUUGGUCCCCAGACCUACUGUGACAGACCUACUCAUCAUCCCGAUGCUCAGCCUGACUGCAGCAACCACCACAAGGCCAUCCGUUCUUGUCGCGAGGCUGCUGACAACCCUGUCGCUCGUAUGGUCUGCACACCUUCAGUUGUCAGCUCCUUCCUGAACCGCAUCACCAUCAACUUCNCCUUCUUUGGACUCGUCGACUUCUGGGCUCAAUUUGCUUUCCUCGGCAUCUUCUUCAUUGUCUUUGUCGUCAUGCUGUUCCGCACUCCCCGUCUUGAUGAGGAACAGCUUGAUGAUGACCUUGCUGAAGAGGAGGAGGAAGGCCUUCUUGCCAGUACCGGCCGUCGUUUCGGCGCUACUUGGUCUGAUAUUACCGGGCGUGCGACUGGCGUGAGAAGAGCCGACUAUGGCACUCGUGGAGGCACUUCUGACGAGUGA
Molecule: messenger RNA, 1827 nt
Organism: Aureobasidium vineae
Lineage: Eukaryota; Fungi; Ascomycota; Dothideomycetes; Dothideales; Saccotheciaceae
Source: the annotation of a GenBank genome assembly